CAAAUUCUGUUUGCUCUGUCUUGCUAAGGAUUUUGUCUUGAUUUUUACUUGGCCCAUUACUUUGGGUUUUUUUGUUGUUGAUGAUGCAUUGUAGGCAUUCUAUAUAUAUUCUGGAUAUUAACCCCUUAUCAGAUAUGAUUUGCAACUAUUUCCCCUUCUGUAGUUUGCCUUUUCAGUCUGUUAAUUGUGUUCUUGGAUGCACAAGUUCUAAAUGUUGGCGUAACCCAAUGUAUCUUCCUUUUGUUGCCUGUGCUUUUGAAGAAAUUGCCAAGUCGAAUGACCUAAGCUUUAUGUCAUGUUUUCUUCUAAGAGUUUUUUAGGUUUAGUCUUUGAUCCACGUUGAGUUAAUUUUUGUGUAUGGUGUAAGGUUUGGCUCCAACUUCAUACUUUUGCGUGUGGGUAUCCGAUUUUCCCAACACCAUUUGUUGAAAAGACUGUCCUUUCCCCCGUGAAUGGCCUUGGCACCUUUGUUGAAAACCAUUUGGCUGUAUAUGUUAGGUUUUAUUUCUGGGCUCCCUAUUCCUUCAUUGCUUUUAUGGCUGAACACUAUUCCAUUGUGUGGCUAUACCAUUUUUAUUUAUAUUGUAUCUUGGUAUUUAAUCACUGGGCAUUGUAACAUCUGAGCCCUUGCCUAGGAUCCUCCCUUUGAUCAUCAGAACAUCAUGCCCUUUGAAAACAGUGUCUGUUUUGCUUGCUUACAAAGAAAGCUGGCAGUGUAUUCCGGGGAAAGGCCAGCUCGGUUGCUGAGCUUUCUCCCUCUGUUACAAACCUCUCAGCAAAACAGAAGUAAUUCAUUUUGCACUCCCCACUGCUGAUCGGCGCAGUAACACCCUCUGUACCUGGAGAAUGUGCCCACCCCAACCCAUGUGCCAAGUGUCCGUCUGGCACACAAGCUUCAUGUUUGUUUCUGGAGAGGAAGGAGAGCACCAGCUGACGUUUUUGAGCGCUUCCUGGGUGCUUUUGGCCACACGCAUUAUCUUAUCUCAUCUGGUAUAUUCCUCGCAGCAAGCCCUCCACUUGGGUACUGCUAUUCACUGGGGGGGGGGGGGGGGGGGACUGAGGCUCGGAGGAGGUCAGUACCUUGGCCAGGGCCACAACGCUGGUACGUGGAGGAGCCCAGGAGUCGGCAAAGCGCACAGCGCAGGGAUUCGCCGCUUCACUGAGGGUCAGAAGCCCCGGGCCCUGGCGACCACCGGCCUGGGAGCUUCUGGCAGCCAGGCCCCUGGGCGCACCUGUGCGCGGCCCCAACGACUGCUUCCUGUCUGGUCGCAGACUUCAGGAAAUAUCAGAGACCCAGAGCUGCCUCCAGCUGCAGUGCCAGUUCUGAGGCUGGAAAGCUUGAGUGUAGAGAGGAAAAAGUUGGUGCUUUUUUUACUCCCCCUCACCCCGUGACGUCGGAAAUUCCGCCCCCGUCUCCGUGGAAACCCGGCGUCCGUAGCCGCAGUCACCAGGGGCGGAGCUCCGAGCCGCGGCUCCGCCCCGAGUGCGCAGCGGCUCCCAGGUGGGGAGCAAUCACUGUCACCCCGUGUCCCCUCCGUUCCUCUCCUCGGCUGCCCGCCUUCCCGUCGGCGUUCGUUCCCCAAACCACAUCCUGGAGGCGCUCUGCUGCCUGGUCCUCAGCCCGGCGGGCGCACCGGGCGUCGGGGCCUGAGGGCCGCGCGCUGCCUCCCGAUCCCCGCGGCUCCCCCCCCCCCCCCCUCGGCGGCGCCGAUUGGCCGCUCCCGGGCCUUCCCCUGCGCGGGCUCCGCUGCCCAGCGGAAAGUUUUCUGUGUCCGGAGGAAGUUGGACCUUUGGAGGCUGCGGGGCCCUGCGCGGCCAUGGAGAUGGAGGAGCCCCCUUUGCGAGAGGAGGAAGAGGAGGAGGAGGAGGAGGAAGAGGAGGAGGAGGGCGAGGCUGGCCCCGAGGGGGCUCUGCGCAAGAGCCCCUUCCAGCUGACCGCCGAGGACGUGUAUGACAUCUCCUACGUGGUGGGCCGCGAGCUGAUGGCGCUGGGCAGCGACCCCCGGGUGACACAGCUGCAGUUCAAAAUCGUCCGCGUGCUGGAGAUGCUGGAGACGCUGGUGAGCGAGGGCAGCCUGGCGGCGGAGGAGCUGAGGAUGGAGCGGGACAGCCUCCGGAAGGAGGUGGAGGGGCUGCGGAGAGAGGGCGCGGCGGCCAGCCCCGAGGGAAGCCUGGCACCAGGCAAGAUGGUGGUUGACCUGACCGACCCCAACCGGCCGCGCUUCACCCUGCAGGAGCUGAGGGACGUGCUGCAGGAGCGCAACAAGCUCAAGGCGCAGCUGCUGCUGGCGCAGGAGGAGCUGCAGUGCUACAAGAGGCCUGUGCGGUCAGGUACCUGCUGGAAGUCCACGGCUGCUGGUGGCAACAGUGAGGCGUGUCCUCAGGCAGCCCGAGCACAGCCUGCACUUUCCAUGUCAGGCCACCUUUGGACCCUGCACGUCUGGAAGGCAGGGCGGAUCCUGAUUCCAGACAAAGCCCUGAGUGAUGUUAUUCUUUCCGUUCUUUCCUCGAGCAUCAUGAAGACAGCAGUGGCAAAGCAGAAACGUUCUAGGAGGCCAAAUCCGAAAGGGCUGAGUUUUGUCAACAGACGUUUCAUUGUCUGCCUUCUGCCGAGUGGCCUGAUUCCAGCAAGAGAAGGCCCGGAAGGGAGAAGAGGAAAGGACUCUAUGGUUGCCAGGGCCAGCAACGCCAGCAGAGACAAGGAGGAGAAGACCAUCAUAAGGAAGCUGUUCUCCUUCCGAUCUGGGAAGCAGACAUAGAUCCGAGGCGGCGGUUCUCAGAUUCUAGAAGACAACCCACCAGGAAGACUUCCCAUCUGCUCAGUGCCACGCGGACCCACUGCACUCGCUCGUGUUUCCCCUCAACGCCGUCCGAGGAGCGAGGAGGUGAGGUUCUCUCUCCAUCACGGUCUCCCCGGCUGCAGAACUGGACACCCCCGGAGGCUUGGCCAGGGCAGGGCAAGUGGCACCCAGAAAUCAAGAAAGCAGAAGGAAAAGGAAAAAAAAAGCAGAAGGAAAAGAAAAACCAACAGAAAAUAAAAAAACGAAAGCAGAAGGAAAGUGCACGGGGGCCACCACCUGCCCACGUCAGCCGUCGAGGGAUCUCGGCGCUCUGCCUCUCCGGCCCCACACUUGACCUUGCUCUUCACCACUUGACCUUGCUCUUCACUGUGUGGCAGCCCUAGCAGCCAGGCACCAGCCCAGAGGGAGAGGGGAGAAAGCCGGAAAGCGUGGUAUCGACCUUCCGGGGCCUUCACUGAUAUUUAGUGACUAUCUGACUUUGCUAACAGGACUUUCGUUACGAGGAGAUUUUUGUAUUAAAUGACUUCCCUUCUUUAAGUAUUUUAGAGUUGUCUCUCAGCUUGUGUGACCUUUCAGGUCUCGGUUUCCACAUCUGCAAACUACGUGUGCAUGGAGAGCUGGUGUAUCUUUGGUGCAUUGAGUCUAAGUGAUGUACCAUUAUUUUGUGUGUCAGUGUGAGAGAAAAAAUGUUACAAAUUAUAACAUGAAGACAUGGUUGACUUUAAGGCUCAUUGAUUUCAGAGAUGUUAAAUGUGAAGAAGAUGUACAUUUAGGAAUUGACGAAGUACAGUCUGUAGACAGUGGGUGCCUGCACUUUGCGAAGAAACUGACGAGCCGGGGAGCCUGUGUCCUUAGUAAAGGCCGCUGGUGCUCUGCUGCAGGGACCUUCAUUCUGUAACAAGUCGGGGACACGGGGGCUGGUACCCCCCCCCCCCAUUUACAGAACUGGAGACUGAGCCUCCGAAAGGCUGAAGUAGGCCACAGGUCAUGUAGCUAGGAGGCGGCCGCCCAGGAUGUAAAUGCCUAAGGCCUGGUUCUUAUCCAUGGAGCUGUGCAAGCUGUUCUCCAAAAGUCACUAACAUUCAUCAUGAACGCAAUUCAUGGCAGGCCUUGCCUGUGCCGUUUGAGUACCCCUGCGGGCUGGGUAGUUAUUCCCAUGGUACCCCUGGGUCCCAGCACUGCGGGGCUAAGGGAUUUGUCGAAGAUCCCAGCCCUAAAGUGGUGGAAAAGGGGCUUGAGCCCAGGUGCAGACUUCCCAGCCCAGGCCUCAACCCCUUGGCUUCCUGAGAAAAGUCAGCAACGUUUACGAGUCUGGUGGAGAAUGCCAUCUCAGCACUCUCAGGUCAGGGCCCCAACUCCGUAUGACACCGCCACCCUGACGGGGUGCUCCCCUCUUAGUGGUGGGGGGAUCCCUGCACCUUCGGGUGAGGGCCAACUUGGGAAACAGAUCUGAGUCCCGACUUCAGGACCACCUGGGCCAGACCAAGGGACAGCGAGAGCAGAGGAGAGGGGGGAGGGGCGGCUCCUGGGACCGAGUGUGGAGUCCAGCCGAGACCCAUCCUCCACAAGCCUGACAUCCCCAAGCCCCACUGCACAGCUGACCUCCAAGCCGAGGCUGUAACAACCCAUGGCGUGGACCCCCAGGACACCCCGCAGAGCAGGCAGGCAGAGGCGGUUCCCACUCAGACAAGCUCCCGAGAGAGUGCAGGGUCUGUCCAAGGGGACCGGCGGACCACCUCGCCAAGGCGGUGCUGGAAGCCGAGUUCUGCUUGUAAACCAAGGACACUACCCAAAGGAUAGUCCCACUCCGCUACUCGAACCAACAACCCGUCGAGGGCUGGCAGGAGGGACUUGCAGCACGAGGCAGGCGCGGCUGGUCCCUGAUCAAACCCAGGAUCUCAGAAACGAGUGACAAUCACAGGCUCAAGUUUGUGCUCACGGCGUGCCAGGCGCGGUCACUGUAAGGGCCCAAGAUGCACAAACUUAUCUUCAGGCUCCGGGACCCCUUCUACAAAUGAAGCAACUGUCCCGCAGGGGGACCGGCACUGCAACUGACGGCUGAGGGGGGUGUGAUCCUCCUACAAGACCCCGAAAACCCACCCCUCCGCUCCCACCUCCACGCGUAACAAACAGACACACAGGUGGCCUCGCCUGGCAAUAAAUAUUUUAAUUUUUGUUUCAUUUUUAUGAUGACAAAUAAUUUUCAAGUUUAUUUCCUUUUGUUUUUUAAAUACAAAGCUAAACCACAAACAGGUACAACCGAGACAUUUUACUUCACAUUGACACGCUCCGUCGGAUCCUCCUCCAAUUGGCUGACCACUGACCAGGCAAGUGUGGGGCGGGGGGGAAGACUUUCCUAGGUAGCACCGUCGUGAGGCUGGGGUGCGCGGGGUGGGGGCUGGGGGGCACCAAGGUUGAGGACAGGCUCUCACACCUGUCUCCAUUCACAUUUACCUGGGGCCAGGGGGCCCGGAGACCCCAGGUGGUGGUUCCGGAGCCAGGCCCCCUGGACCGCAGGUGGAGAGAGUGAGAAUCAGUGCCCCUUCGGGAGGGAGGGGGCAGCUACCUACACCUCCUGCCGUCACAAUCAUCACAGUCGUGGUGAAAACUGUACCCUUAGCCUCGAUCCCUGGGUGCUGCACCUGCUCCCUCCCCUUGGGGUGGGGCCUGCACUCCAGGGCUCGCGGGCUCACCCUUGGUUCACGGCUGCGCGGUCUGCGUGUCGCAGGAAGAACACCAGGGGGUCUGACAAACAGCAUGACAGCAGGUCUGGACCUUUCAACCCAGCAGAACCGGGUCAGGGUGGGGGUGAGGGUGGCUAUUUGGUGGGGGGAGGAUUGGAUAAGUAAUUUCUGGUCCCGCUACAAAACUUUAUUUUUUAUUAGAAUAGAGUACCAUCUCAAAUCUCUUCUAUAAAAAAACAAACAAAAAAACCAAACCCAAAGUAAAAGGAAAAAAAAAAAGAAAAAAA
This is a messenger RNA of Myotis daubentonii (Daubenton's bat), 5772 nucleotides long. It is a transcript of the gene RILPL2, whose product is annotated as Rab interacting lysosomal protein like 2. Lineage: Eukaryota; Metazoa; Chordata; Mammalia; Chiroptera; Vespertilionidae. The coding region runs from base 1818 to 2759 and encodes 313 amino acids. Gene Ontology annotation, molecular function: small GTPase binding; dynein light intermediate chain binding; protein dimerization activity. Gene Ontology annotation, biological process: cilium assembly. The record is from RefSeq and is a predicted model, not a curated record. The transcript has 5 exons. Gene Ontology annotation, cellular component: ciliary basal body; cytoplasm.